UCCGCCUGAGGUCGCGGCCCGGUCGCUGCCUACGCGCCAGGUGAGGACUCGGUAGCGCUCCCGGCCCCUCCGGGCGCUGCACGCAGCAGGUGCCUUCCCUGAUGGGUGCGGAAUGAAAGCGAACAGAGCGGGCCCCCACCCAGCUGGCGGCGGGGCCGAGGCAGCGCCCCCCUCGUAGACGCCGCGCAGCCCCGGGCCCGCGCACGCCGUGCCCCAGCGCGCUUCCGGCCAGGUCACGUGACCGCGUGCGCACGUGUUCCGGUCUCCGUGCCGCGGCUCAGAGCCUCCUCCUGGCUGGCCCCCGCCGAUGUCCACCUAGAGCCGGGGCAGCCCAAGCCAAGGAGGCGGCGGGCCCUGGGAGCUGCAGGGACGCAGGCGCCGAGCCGCGUGAGCAGAAGGCUCGGGCAGGUGGACGGCGGCUUCCGCCAUGAACCCCAGGGGCCUGUUCCAGGACUUCAACCCGAGUAAGUUCCUAAUCUACGCCUGCCUGCUGCUCUUCUCCGUGCUGCUGCCCCUCCGUCUGGACGGCAUCAUCCAGUGGAGCUACUGGGCCGUCUUCGCCCCCAUAUGGCUGUGGAAGCUCCUGGUCAUCGCGGGCGCCUCGGUGGGCGCUGGCGUUUGGGCCCGCAACCCUCGCUACCGCACCGAGGGGGAGGCCUGCGUAGAGUUCAAAGCCAUGUUGAUCGCAGUAGGCAUCCACCUGCUGCUGCUCAUGUUCGAAGUCCUCGUCUGUGACCGUGUGGAGAGAGGGACCCACUUCUGGCUGCUGGUCUUCAUGCCACUCUUCUUCGUCUCCCCGGUGUCUGUGGCCGCCUGCGUCUGGGGCUUCCGACACGAUAGGUCGCUGGAGCUAGAGAUCUUGUGCUCAGUCAACAUCCUGCAGUUCAUCUUUAUUGCCUUGAGGCUGGACAGGAUUAUCCACUGGCCGUGGCUGGUGGUGUUCGUCCCCCUGUGGAUCCUCAUGUCGUUUCUUUGCCUGGUCGUCCUGUAUUACAUCGUCUGGUCCCUUCUGUUCCUGCGAUCCCUGGAUGUGGUAGCCGAACAGCGAAGAACACAUGUCACCAUGGCCAUCAGCUGGAUAACGAUUGUCGUGCCUCUGCUCACUUUUGAGGUCCUACUGGUUCACAGAUUGGAUGGGCACAAUACAUUCUCUUACAUCUCCAUCUUUGUCCCCCUUUGGCUCUCGUUAAUAACUUUGAUGGCUACAACGUUUAGGCGAAAAGGAGGCAAUCAUUGGUGGUUUGGUAUUCGCAGAGAUUUCUGUCAGUUUCUGCUUGAAAUUUUCCCAUUUUUAAGAGAAUAUGGGAACAUUUCAUAUGAUCUCCAUCAUGAAGAUAGCGAAGAUGCUGAGGAAACAUCCGGUCCAGAAGCUCCAAAAAUUGCUCCAAUGUUUGGAAAGAAGGCCAGGGUGGUUAUAACACAGAGCCCUGGAAAAUAUGUUCCUCCACCCCCCAAGUUAAAUAUUGAUAUGCCAGACUAAGCGCUUUUCCACCCAAGGCCCUUACGUGAAAUAGAAACCAUAUACACACACACAAAUUCCACCUUGCUUUUGCCUCUUUGUUCAUCCAUCCCAAACCUGGAACUGGAAACAGGCUCUAAACACAUCAGCUCAUGCCUUGUGAAAUUGAUGCGGAUCAGUGACUCAUCAGUAUGCACCAUAGAUAGAGGAGAUUGUUUUAAUCUGUGGUUGUGUGUGUGUGGUGUGCACAUGGGUGAUAGAACUUGCUUUCCAGGUCGGUGUUUAAGAGCUAGCCAAGGGCAGUAAGUUGUUUUAGUAGGUCCUCAAAAGAAAUAACUACACAACUGUUUGAUGGUGGUGGUGGUGGUUUUUAAGUGCUAGUAUACCUGUCAACAGUAUUGUUUAAAAAGUAUUUUUAUACAUUGCUAGUCUGUAAAAUUGUAUUUCAGAUUAUUGUGCCUGUUAUGACAGAAUAGCAAAUAUAUAGAAUUCUCUUUCCACCACUGGUUUAUAAACCUCAUAGUUGUUAUUUCUAGUGUCCCCACUGUUAAGAUAGUUUUUCUUUGGGCUUUGCUGAUACUGGUCUUUAAUAUUGUAAUAGACGAAUUUUUCUAAUGGAGUGAAUCUGCAUAUAUAGUAUUUAUAUGAAUAUUUUAGCAGUGUAAUAUAUUCUAGUUCUCUGCAGUACAGUGUAUUAUGUUAAAGUAUUUUUUUAAGUUUCUAUGUGAAGAUAAAUGUCUAUUGCAGAUGUACAUAAAGACUGCAUAAGAUGUUCAUAUGUACCCUCUUGUGGGAUCAUAUCAAAGUACUAGGUAUAAAUGUAGGAGUUGAAAAUCCUGUGGACCUGAAUAUUCAAUUUUAAGGUCUCUUAGUACCUGUUAGUAGAGGGAGGAGCCACCACCCUUUGGACACAGUGUGGUACCAGGCCAUAAAGUGAUACUGAUGUUUACCACCUCAAAUUUUUCCACAAGUAGUAACAACUCUUGAGGAACAACCAAAGUCAGCAAGUGGUUGUCCAUUUCUCAGGGUGUUAGAAUUUUAGUUUGUUGUGAUAUAAAGCAUUACUUGUCAUUGAAAAGCUGAAGAUAGUAGCCUUAACCAAAAAUGGUCAAAAGAUGACUUUUAUUUUAAGGUCCAGACUUUUUGGUCUGUCAGCCGUAGAGAAACAAUAGUUCAGGUUUUAUUUUUAGGAAAGUACAGUGUUUGUUCAGAUACUGGUGGUACACCAGGGAAUCAGAAGGGUAGAGCCAGACCCUUCAAAAGUGAUAUUCUGACUGAGAACAAAUAAACACUUUGAAAAGGAGUUUGCAA
Marmota flaviventris (yellow-bellied marmot) is the source of this 2770-nucleotide messenger RNA. RefSeq names its product transmembrane protein 185B (gene Tmem185b). NCBI's taxonomy places the organism in Eukaryota, Metazoa, Chordata, Mammalia, Rodentia, Sciuridae. The record is from RefSeq and is a predicted model, not a curated record.